UAUUACUGUAUUAGGUACCUACAGUUAUGGUUAUCAGCGUGCCAGUUCCUGCCACCAUAAUAUUUAAGUAUUUAACGCGUCACCAGAAGUGCUGAUUCAGCGUCACUUUACCAUAAACUAUGCUUAUAAGUUAUAAUGAACGGGUAACCACGCGACCACGCAGUAAGUAUACCUAUUACAGUCUCAUAGCUUACAUAGCUGCGGAUCAAUUGCGACUAUACGUGGUGCGAUUAUAGGGCAUUUAAGUUCUUAAAUAAUAUUGUGACGAAAUUUCCAUUACAAACGAAAAAAAAAUUGAAUGUAUACUCAACGCAUUACACCUAGACGUGCAACCGACGCAAGGACCGAUGGUGUCUAACGAAGCACUGACGGUCCUGUGGAAUCGAUGUAGGGUGAUUGGCAUUAUAAACAAGAUAUGUCUUUAUUUUAUAACGGGUAUAUUAAUAAUGUGCCUAUUACCGUUGGUAACUGCAAUUGGUUACCCUUAUUGCAAACGUGAUAAAUGGAAAAAAACGUGUGAAAUGUAUUAUUCAGUUGAAAAACAAACAUCGGUGGUCACGACAGAAUGGAGGAUUUUUAUUUUUAUUUGCCUGUUUGUGGCGUUUUUGAUAAAAAUGAUUUUUGUUAACAAUGGCUUAAGAUCUACAGAUAUACCCACAGAUGAAAAUAAAGUGAAGUCGUGGCUACGUUGGCAUAUAGAUUUCUUUGUGAUUUCCGUUGUAACCUUCGUUGGAUUUUUGUUUAAAGGUCGUACCUGUUCUUCAGAUGAUAAUAAUAUAUAUUAUUAUAUACCUUUAAAACUUGGGAUUACAAUUAUAGUUCUAAUGAUAGAAAUCAACGUUGUGAGAAAGUUCAACAAAGAGUUUAAUAAUUCUGCUAAUCGCCGUAAACAAAAAUGCAUAACUUUAAAUAUCUAAAAUAUCAGAGAAUUGGGCAACUACAAUCGACGAAUCAAAUAAAAUUUCAAUCAACUUUCUCGUAUUUUAGAUUUUAUAACUUCCUUAAACAAAUACAUCAUGGUACUAUUAAAUAAUAACGAAGUUAAUAUUAGUCAAGCGUUAAGACCAAAUCGUCGUAGUUUUAAUAUUAAAAUUUAAAAAACUUUUAUAUUAUUAUGGUUUACAAUUAUUGUUUUACUUUACAAUGAUCAACAUUUUUCUUUCUUUACUACCUACGUAUUUAAAAAUGUUUAUUACAUAUUUUAGAUUCUGAGUUGUUAACGGAUAUUUUCAAUUUCUCUGUUGGAUCAAAAAGUGUGAAACUUUAAUACAAGGCUCCUGCUAUAUUGUUACAAUAACAGUUAAAAAUAUUAAAAAUACACUUUUUUAUUAGCAUUUUAAGUUCAAAUUUUUACAAAAUAUAUCAAAUUUUAAAAUUUAAGAUGAUUUUGUAGUUAAAAAUGUAUAAAAUUUUCUACUUUUAUAGCUACCAUUGAAAAUUUAAAACAAGGUUCCACGCAAGUAGUUCAUUUUGGAAGCAAAAAAUCUAAAAAUAUACAUAACAUUGUUUUUUUAUAGUUGUUUUAAGUUUAAAUUUGAACGAAAUCACAUAGGAAAUAGCCAAAAAAUAAUAAUGAUUUUAGUUAUUUUUUUGUAAUAUUACAAUAAUCAGUAGUAACAAUAUAUAAAUAUAAUAUAAAAUAUCCUAGACUGACUGACCGCCUUCGCUCAGAACCAUUUUUCGUGUAUACUGCAAUGAUAUUAUAUUAUCAUUGGAUUCAAAUUUAAUACCUCCCAUUGAAUUGGCCCACUCUCGUAACCUACUGUACAGCAGAGCGACAUUCGCUUACCCACUUUUUUUUUUUUAUUUCACCUACGAGUUAAAUACGAGUCGGGCACGCCGUGAAAAUUGGAAAACCCGGCGCCCGUGCUGGCCGCUCACAUGCACGCGUGACGUGUAUUCUACCGACCGUCGCGCCGAGAGUGUGCGUAUCGCGCGCGCAACCCUUUUUGGAAAAGACGCGGCCGACGAAAUUUCAAUCAAAACCGAACCGACAUUAUAUUAUUAAUAUGACUUGUAUAUACACACGAGCAAUAAUGAGUAAUGGCGGGGCGGCCCGCGAACAGGUGCUGCAACCGUACGUAAUUCGCAUUGUGAAAACCCGCCACAAAAGCUUUCGUUCCGCGCGCGAUUCGAUACGCAUCGACAAUAUAAUAUACGUAUAUGAUGUGUGUACGCGUAAAGCCAGCUCGCCCCCCCCCCCCCAUCUAAAAUGCAUAUACUGCGCGACCCGCGAGCCCCGCAGGGGUGGUCAGAGUGUGGACGGCGUGCGUGUGCGGCCCGUAACGCGUCCGCGACCGUUUUGGGCGCACUGGGGAUGGUUUUUAUCUUUUAUUUUUUUUUUUUUCGUACGUUUCGUAUUAUUAGCCGCAGACCGAAAUCGCGUCCCCAUCCGUGCACCCUCCCCCCUCGAGCUCGCCCGUUCAAUAUCCUAUUAGCGCACGGUCCGGAAAAUCCGGAAGGGUUCCGGUCAUCGGCUGGUUUGUCUUCGGCGGCGAUAUAUUAUUAUAUUACGGUACAUCGUAUAUAUUAUAUUAUAUUAUGUUACACUAAAUCAAGAUUAUCUAAUAUGAUAUUGUUAUUCUAUCGACGAACCCGUCACGCGUGUACGAACAUACGGUUUUUUUGGUUUUUAAUUAAAUAACAAUAUUACACGUUGCCACCGUUUAAACGUUAAACAAUUAUAUAUUAUUAUAAAAAUAUGAAUAAAGCGUAUAUUAUGCAUAGAUAUUAUAAGUCUAUGAUAUUAUGUACCUACCUAUAGUACCUACACAGUUUUAUAUUUUAAUCAAAAACACCGCUCAGAAUAGAACGCGUUCCUCAUUAAAUGUAUAAUAUAUAAUAUUAUUGGUGGGAUAAAUACUUAUCGCGAAUUAUUAUUAUAUAUUAUUCACAAGUUCUAUCAUAUUAUUGUUGUGACCAGGGCUUGCAUUUGAAAAAAAAAUAUUGUUUUACGUUAUUUACAAUCAAAACGUUAUACAAAUUUUGAGUUUAUCGUUAUUCAAAAUUUAAACGUUAUUCAACUUUUGUGUUUAUCGUUAUUCAGAAUUAAAACGUUAUACAAUUUUUGCGUUUAACGUUAUUCAUAAUUAAAACGUUAUACAAUUGUUGCGUUUAUCGUUAUUUAAUAUUUAAAAGCAUUUAGAUACCUGUUUUAAAAGUACACAGGCCGCAAUUAAAAAGUAUAUGACUAUGACCUUUUUUGGGGACAUAAUUUCCCUAUUCUGAGUUUUAAGUAGGUAUUGUGUAAUUUUAUUUAUUUAAUUAAAUGGGUUAGAUAACCCAAUUACAUAUUAUUUACAAAAUAUAGAGUACAGUGAUACAGAUUAAAUUACAAUAUACAUACAUAGUUCGUAAAGAAAUGGAAACAAAAUAAAUGAUAAAACAGUAUGAUGAUAAUUAAUCUUAAGUUAUAAGUGAUAAUGUAUUAUUGAAUUUAAUAAAUUGCCUAGGCUCUAAGGACUUUAUUAUAAAAUAAUAAAUAUAAAAUAUACAAUUACACAAACACUGACGACUGAACAAAUCUGAGCAAACUGAUCACCGAACACAAUAGUUGAAUAACUUGAAUGGUAUAAAUUCCGACCGUAGUACAUAUAGUACAGUACAAUAUUAUCAGAGUAUCACUAUUAUUAGCUAUUGGUAAUUAAAUUAUUCUAUUAAUACCUUCUUAUUAAAUUUUAAAAUAAAUCUAAUACGGGAUCUCCCGGAUAGGCCGGAUACGGGAUAAAAUUAAUUCUUGGAUCGAAUAAAUAAUUGAAUAAUACUAAGUAUUAUUAAAUAAUUGGAAAUUAAUUAUUUUGUUUAAUGGAAUACAAUAUAUACCGUUUUGCGUUAUGUUUUGUUUAAUGAUAUAUCAUAUAUUUUGUUAAACGUUACGUUUUGUUUUGUGUUAUUUAUUUAUUUAUGUUUAUCGUUUUUCGUUAUAAUUGCGUUUACAAAUUUCAAUCGUUUUUUAUCAAAUAUAACGUUAUAAUCAUAACGUUAUUAUAACGUUUGCAAGCCCUGGUUGUGACCGAAAGUUUAUGCAGACGUUUUUGAUUUUGAUGUAUAAUUUGUAAUAGCUAUAAUAGAUCCUUCAGAAACGUAUGAAGACAGCUAGAGUGAAAGUUUUUUACAUUGGAUUUCAAUCCUGUUUUAAGAUUAAUUUUUUUAAGGCAUAACACCUAAAUAGAUUGUUUAAAUUUAAAAUCAAUAAAAAAACCUACACGGAAUAAUAACAACUGAUUCAUAUAUUAUUAUAAUAUUAUUAUCAUUUAUACAAUGUGUACAACAUUUUUUUUUUAAAUUGUUAUUUUAAUUUUGCUGAAACUUAAAACAAACGUUACUUAAAAUUAUUGGUAUGGAUGUCGGCGCACUAUUUAUUAUCCCUCUCUAACCCACGUGAGACAUAUCAUAUUCACGUUCAGCAGAACCAACCCUAUAUGCUGUUAAUAUUGUAGUACCUAUUGGAAUGAAGUAGUGAAUUCACCUAUAUAUACUAUCAAACUUUAAGUAUUACCUGUGUCACUAAGUUGGCUGUUUUAGGAUUUUUUAGUUUGUAUGCAUAUUACGAGCGUGUAAAAUAUUAUAAUUUAAAAAUGCAUAUACUUUGCACACAAAUUAAACCAUCGUAAAACGUCGUAAUAUUCAACUAGCGACACAGGUAAUGUUCUUAACUUAAAGAUUGAUAAUAGACGAAUUAUUCACUGUAAUAUUAAAAGUAACAACACAGGGUUGGUUCUGCUAAACGAAAAUUCGACGUAGCAAAUCGUGUAAGUCAGAGAGAGAAAACAAUAAUGGUGCGCCGACUUACUCGUAUCGAUUGAUUAUUAAUAUAAAAUAUACAAGUACUUGGUACAAAGACACGGACGGUUUUUAUGCAUAAGAAUAUAAGAUGCGUGGGUUUGAAUGUAACUCGCUUCGUGAGCAAAUAAGUGUAGAAUAUUAGGUUCAUCGUUCGUAAUAUUAUGGGAAAAAAAACCAAAUUCACACCUUGAAUACAAGUGUCAAGUGUUUUAAAAUCCACCGACUCUGAAACUCCGGAUAUUGGCUAUUAUUGUUGUUAAUGUUAGGUUAGGUUAAUGUUAUGUGAUCAUGACGUCUCCUCCUCUUUCAUGUAUACGCGUGUGUUUGAGUGUUAUGCGCGCGGCACGUGCACCGCCGUGGUCCAUUCACGUGCCGCGGUCUAAUCCUCGUGGCCCAUGAAGUCACUGUACGUGUAAUAAUUAUUAUUAUAUUAGGAAUCGUGUCGGUCCGUUUACUUGUUGAAUGCAGAAACACUUGUAAAUGUUUUAAAUAUUGAUUACCUUAAACGCUGUAUAAUAUGAACUUACUGUAAUGAACUGCAGUCAUACUACGAACUUUAAAAUAAAAACUUAAAACUAAACUUUAAAUUGAAUAUUGUAAUUGCAUGAACUCUCACCUUCAGCACAGCCUUUGGCUUUGGAGGUGAUCCAACAAAAAAAUUGUCUAAUAGUAAUUUAACUUGUAUAUAUAUUUUUUGUUGGACAAUUAAUAAAUAUUAUUAUUAUUAUUAUUAUUACUUUUCUUUUAAUAUAAUGCUUUUAUUCAAA
This is a messenger RNA of Metopolophium dirhodum (rose-grain aphid), 5552 nucleotides long. RefSeq lists its product as uncharacterized. Lineage: Eukaryota; Metazoa; Arthropoda; Insecta; Hemiptera; Aphididae. Bases 348 to 917 code for a protein of 189 amino acids. The transcript has 6 exons. The record is from RefSeq and is a predicted model, not a curated record.